Molecule: messenger RNA, 4709 nt
Organism: Asparagus officinalis (garden asparagus)
Lineage: Eukaryota; Viridiplantae; Streptophyta; Magnoliopsida; Asparagales; Asparagaceae
Product: lysine-specific demethylase JMJ705
Exons: 11
Coding region: 1-4452 (1483 amino acids)
Biological process (GO): chromatin remodeling
Cellular component (GO): nucleus
Molecular function (GO): histone H3K4me/H3K4me2/H3K4me3 demethylase activity
Source: RefSeq, a predicted model, not a curated record
AUGGGUAGAUGGAGGCUGGAGACUAACACUUUCCAUCUACGUGUCGACGAGGCAACUAUUACUCUCCAGGAUGUAGUAGUGAUCCUAGGUCUCCGCAUUGAUGGCACUUAUGUCACGGGGACUGAUAGGCAUGUUUGGAGGGACACAUGUAAUAAUUUAUUAGGAAUAUCUCUGGAGUCCUUGCCUGGAGGGUAUAUUAGAUUGAAGUGGCUAAAGGAGAGUUUUGAAAACUCGUUGCCACAAGAUGCACUUGAAUUGAUGAUCCAACAGCAUGCCAGAGCAUAUAUUUUGCACAUAAUCGGGACGUUUCUUUUUCCAGAUUCAACAAAUAUGACUAACACAUUUGAACUCGCACUAGGUGGUUACCACUUCUCGAAGACUUUGAUAGCUCAAGGGCUAUUUAACAUUGCUACAAGUUUGGGCAUGGGAGAGGCUGGUUUUGAAACCACGAUUAUGCGAGAUCCGAGAGUUAGAUGGACAUAUUCAACUAGGCUGCAGAUAGAUGCUAUGGACGAGGUCGAGGGGAUUGCAAAUGAGGGCAUAGCUACCGCCACAGGAGAUUCACUACAUGUAUCGAUAUUGCAUCGGAUAGUGGCGAGAGUUCAUAGAGAUUUUCAACAAACUCAUGAGGAUCGACAUGAAGGUCGUGAGCAGGUGGAUCUUGAAUAUACUCUAUAUGCACGCCGACGUAGACGUGGUAGACGUUGCACGCACGACGAUGAAGCUGGUCCGUCACAGCAACUCGAUCCAGACACAGAAGCUCGAGCUUCGGCACUGCAAGAUGCUCCCCCAAUCCCCUCCCUUCGGAAGAAAACCACCCUCUCCAACCCUCAACCGCUCCUUUUCGCCGCCGGGACCCCUCGCCAAGAAGCCACCGACUUUCUCACGCGCCAGCAGCAAAUCGGGUUCUGCCCCCGCCGCCCGAGGCCCGUGCAGAAGCCCGUGUGGCAGAGCGGAGAGAGCUACACAUUGCAGCAGUUUGAGUCGAAGGCGAAGCAAUUCGAGCGCGCCCAGAUGAAGAAAUUCAACAAGAAGACCCCCUUCUCGCCGCUGGAGGUGGAAGCCCUCUUUUGGAGAGCUUGUGCUGAUAAACCCUUUUCGGUCGAGUACGCGAAUGACAUGCCCGGUUCGGGGUUUGUUCCGAUUGUGAAGAAAUGGGGGUGCAAAGAGGAGGAGGUGGGUAAUGUGGGUGAGAGCGGGUGGAAUAUGAGGGGGGUUUCGAGGGCCAAGGGGUCGCUGUUGAGGUUUAUGAAGGAGGAGAUACCGGGGGUUACCUCGCCGAUGAUUUAUGUCGCCAUGAUGUUUAGCUGGUUCGCUUGGCAUGUUGAGGAUCAUGAGUUGCACAGUCUGAAUUACUUGCAUUUGGGGAGCGGGAAGACUUGGUAUGGGGUGCCGAGGGAUGCGGCGAUUGCGUUUGAGGAUGUGGUUAGGGUUCAUGGGUAUGGUGGAGAGGUGAAUCCCUUAGUAACUUUCACUAUCCUGGGUGAGAAAACUACUGUUAUGUCUCCUGAAGUUCUACUCGGUGCAGGGAUUCCAUGCUGCAGAUUAGUCCAGAAUCCUGGAGAAUUUGUUGUCACUUUCCCAGGUGCUUAUCAUUCUGGGUUCAAUCAUGGAUUUAACUGUGCGGAGGCAGCAAAUAUUGCAACUCCUGGAUGGUUGAGAGUAGCUAAAGAAGCUGCAGUUCGGAGGGCAUCGAUUAACUAUCCUCCGAUGGUUUCUCAUUUUCAAUUGCUGUAUGCCCUUGCAUUAUCACUAUGUUCAAGGGUACCCUUGAUUGGUGUUUCUGAGCCACGAAGCUCUAGGCUAAAAGAUAAGAUGAGAGGUGAAGGAGAAGUGAUGGUGAAGGAAAUAUUUGUUCAAAAUGUGAUUGAAACCAAUGACCUGCUAAGUGCUCUUCUCAAUAAAGGGUCUUCUUGCAUAGUUCUUCCACAUAAUAUGCACGAUAGCCCUUUAUGUUCGAAUUCACUUCUUAGAUCUCAGUUAAAGAUGAAGCCUAGAUUAUCCCUUGGUUUGUGCAGUCGCGAGGAAGCACUGGAAGCUUCCAGAGUUUUUCCUGCAAAUGAUGUAAUUCUAGGGAGAAAUGCUGGGAUUGAACAUUCAAAGGCUUCUGCAACAUCUGAGAAGUCUGGAAUUAGUGCUCAUAAUUCCUCAGGUUCAGACUCACAGCACGGGGAAAAUGAGAACGAGAGUGCAGUCCAUAGUGAUGGUCUGUUGGAUCACGGACUACUAUCAUGUGUUACCUGCGGGAUAUUGAGCUUUACUUGUGUGGCCGUUGUCCGUCCAAAGCAAGCAGCUGCUAGGUACCUCAUGUCUGCUGAUUGUGGUUUUCUUAAUGAGCAGAAUAUUGUCUCUGGAGAAAAUAGCAAUAGAGAUGACAAAAUUCAUUGGAGGAGAAGCACUUCUGAUCUGCUUUGUGAUUCUGAACAAUUAGAGCGUCAUGCCCAAUAUCGUAGUCCAUCUCCAGUUCAUGUUUCAGAUCAUAAUUUUGAGGAUAAUGGGUCUGAUGCUGCUUGCCGAGGAGCCUCAGCGCUUGCUCUUCUAGCCUCUGCUUAUGGAGAUUCAUCUGACCUUGAUGAGGACGGGUCUCCAGCAACAUCGCCACGAGCUGAUGAAGAUAAUGAUUCGAGUCACGUGACAAGAUGUGCAAAUAUAAACCUACCUGAAUCUGAUUGCCAGAAUGAUUCGGAUAAUGAAUAUGAUGAAAUGAAUGGAUCAACACCAGAGUUUUCCAGUGGAGAUCAUCCGGGUAUGCUUGAUAAUCUGGAGGACAAUGGGGAAAUGGAAACAUCUAGUAGUUCAAUAAAGUCAAUAGGGGAAACAAGAAGUGUUGACUAUGAGGGACCAGAGAACAAAUAUUGCACCACUGGGACUGCCAAGAUUUGUCAGAGCAAUGUGAAGAUGGAAAGGAUAGCAUCUGGGUCAGUGAGCACAGUCAUGAAACCUAAUUCUACUAGAACCUCACCUUCAAGAAAUAAUGAUGCUAUCAGACAAUGCUCAGUUGUAUCAGCUAUUGAGAGAUCUGACAAGGAUUCUUCUAGAAUGCAUGUUUUCUGUCUCGAACAUGCAUUGGAGGUUGAGAAGUUACUUCAUCCACUAGGUGGUGUGAAUAUUAUGAUUUUGUGUCAUCCGGAUUAUCCGAAAAUCGAGACAGAAGCCAAACUGUUGGCAGAAGAGUUAGAAACUGAUUAUGAGUGGAAGAGUAUCGAUUUCAGGGGCCCCACACAAAAAGACCUAGAAAGUAUCCGGGCAGCUAUGGAAGACGAAGAAUCGAUGCCCACGAGCAGCGACUGGGCAGUGAAACUGGGCAUCAAUCUCUUCUACAGUGCAAAUCUAAGCAAAUCUCCUCUUUACAGCAAGCAGCUUCCUUAUAAUGCAGUCAUAUACCGUGCAUUUGGCUGUAAAUCACCAAACAACUCUCCGUUGACAUCAAAAUCUUCAAAAAGGAGACCUGGAAGGCAAAGGAAAAUCGUCGUUGCAGGAAAAUGGUGUGGAAAAGUUUGGAUGAGGAAUCAAGUACAUCCGUUAUUAAGUGAUCGAAAGGACGAUCAAGAACAAAAGCACGAAAGAUUCUAUUCCAAGAGUAAUUCCGAAAUUAAGUCCGAAGAAGUUGAGACUGAAAUCAAGAAUGAGAAAAUUGUCUCAAGGAAGAGUUCAAGAUCCAGAAAGAGGAAGAAGCGGCCAUUAUCAAGGGCAAGUGCCAAGAAACAAAAAUGUGUCACACCCCAAGUAAUGGACAAAAAAGCGAAAGUUUCGGAUACUUCGGCAGCUCAAACAUCUUCAACUAAACACUCAAGAGUUCUUCGAAGCUGUCGUAAGUCAGAUGUCAAAUAUGAGUCUGAAGAAGAGCCAACCACAGUACGAAGCAGCCGCAGGCUGAAAGCGAAAUCUGAGACCAAAACAAAGCCGACCAUUACAAGAAGCACCAGUAAGCUUCACAUUGAGCAAGAGACUGAAGAAGCACCAAACACUCGCCUGAGAACAAAACCAUCAAAGUCUAAAGACACCAGCGCGAAUCCACCCAUCAACAAGCAAUCAAGGAAGAAGAAACCCAAAACCACUCCAAACCCUAUAAAAGAAGAGGAGGAAGAGGAAGCAGCGAAAGAUUACACAUGCAAUAUCGAGGGGUGCACGAUGAGCUUCAGCACGAAGCAUGAUCUUGCAUUGCAUAAAAAAGAUAUAUGUCCAGAAGAAGGGUGUGGCAAAAAGUUUUUUUCGCACAAGUAUUUGGUUCAGCAUAAGAAGGUUCAUCUGGAUGAUAGGCCCCUGGCUUGCCCAUGGAAGGGGUGCAAGAUGAGGUUCAAAUGGGCUUGGGCUCGAACGGAGCACAUUAGGGUUCAUACUGGCGACCGGCCCUAUAUCUGUAGUAAAUGCAGCCAGACAUUUCGGUUUGUGUCGGAUUUUAGUCGGCACAAGAGGAAGACUGGCCAUCUAGCGAAGAAGGGAAGGAGAUGAAGUGAUUGAAAUUGAGUUUGAUUUUAAAGGCUAUUGAUCAUUUAAAUCGAUUCUCACUGUCUUUGUUGUAGUUCAUUUGUUUAGGGAGAGGAAGUUGAAAUGUUCAUUAUGUGGUUUAUUACAAGCCCCAUUUAAGUGUAACAAUUGGCUAUUAUGUGUUUUCAGUGGUUGUUAGUUUAAUUGCCGAGAAAAUGUUGUAAUGAGCAGAAUCAGCAGAUGUCUAUUUAUAAUCGAGUAUCUAUUAGACUUGGUAUCAA